Molecule: messenger RNA, 3704 nt
Organism: Oryzias melastigma (Indian medaka)
Lineage: Eukaryota; Metazoa; Chordata; Actinopteri; Beloniformes; Adrianichthyidae
Product: HERV-H LTR-associating protein 2
Exons: 5
Coding region: 216-1274 (352 amino acids)
Biological process (GO): immune response; positive regulation of T cell proliferation; cellular response to lipopolysaccharide
Cellular component (GO): external side of plasma membrane
Source: RefSeq, a predicted model, not a curated record
CAUUUGAGGUCACAUUUCAUGGCGUAGAUAGUGAAGGACUUACAGACUGGUCUUGAUUUCAUUUUGUUUUUUGAAGCUUUGAUUGAUUUCUACGACUAAUACAUGAUUGUUCUGACCCCACCCUACAGUCAGGUGACUGACAUAUUUGUUGGCUGAGUUUCUCUUUCUCACUUCAUUUCCUUCAUGCCUCCUCACAGAGAGGAUUAAACUCCAGCAUGAUCAAGUUUUCUCAGGUUUUGUUUCUUCUAAACGCUGUGUGGACUCUAACCAGAGGAGAUGCAGAUGUCUUCUGUCAGUUGGGGCAGAGCUGCAUUUUACCCUGCAGUUUUCAAGCUGGAGAUGAGGCUGUCAUCCACUGGAUUCAACAGCCUGAACUAACCAAAAAACAGGUCCACUCCUUCUAUCACAACAAAGACCAACUGGAUCAGCAGGACGCAAGAUUCAAGAACAGAACAUCUCUGUUCCACGACCAGAUCUCCAAAGGAAACGCCUCACUGCGGCUGACGGGAGUGAUGCUUGAGGAUGAGGGCAGAUAUAUGUGCUACAGCAGCAUCCUCGCAGGAAAGGAGGAGUUCUUCGUCAACCUGAAGGUGUACGCUCCGGUUCAGGACAUCACCAUUCAGUAUUUAGAGAAUGAGAUCAUCUGCAGCUCAGAUGGGAUUUAUCCUGAACCCACACUCACCUGGACACCUGAUCAAACUAACCAAAAGACCAGACUGACUCAGACGGAGCAGAAACUCUACAGCAUCAGGAGCUCUGUGCCGUCUGCUGACAGCAUGGACGUCACCUGCACCGUCAGCACGCCAGCAGGCCGCAGGAGAGCCACUUUGGAGUCCACAGUCCAUGAGAAUAUCUUAGGAACUGAAACAAGUAUCUCCUGCUCAAACCUCACUCCCUUCACCAUGUAUAUCUGGAGAUUCAACCACAGUGAAGAGAUGGUGAGAGGAACACCACAGGGCCCCCACUCCCCCACAGAGAAGUGGCAGCAGCACAUCGUUGAGUCUUCAUUAGAGAAGCUCACACUGAAGCAGCUGCAACCAAACCUGACCGGGAUCUACACCUGUGAGGUCUGGAGUGACCAAGAGACCUUCAUAAAAAGCUUCUUUCUUCAUGUCACCGAAGAUAAUAAUAUGAAUACAAUUGGAAUAAUUGUUGGAGUAGUUGUGGGAGUUGCAGUCCUUGUACUAAUAGCAAUAAUCAUCUGGUUAAUAAAGAAAUGGGUAAGGACAACAUUUAUCCUCCAGCAGCUGACAUGCUCACACAUUUCUAUUUGAAUACAUGUUCUUAUCUCACUCUGACAAAGAGUCUGCAUGGACUUAGCUACACGUUAACUUCAGUUUUCCAAGGAAUUCAAUUACUGUGAUAGAAAUUCACCACCUUACAGUAAAGUUCACGUAGUUUAAGGAGAUCAGCUGUGACACACAUGACAGAAUGAUUAUUUAUGACUAUUUGAAACUAAUUCUGAUUCACAUUUUUGCAGAAGAAAGGCCCAACUAAAAGUUCUGAAGAAAUUGUGGAACUAAACGGCAAAGAAAGUUGAGAUUUAACUCAGAGUUUUUGGACGUUUUGGAGGAUCUCUGGAUCACACGGUCAGAUGAAGGACAUUUACAUUUUUGACUGAAUUGUCUGGUUUGGAUGUAACAGUGAGGAGCCUCUUCCUCCACCUUCUUCAUGUAAAGAGAACUUCUGGAAAAGAAGAGUUUCAUCAUACUCAAUACAUGGUAAAAGAUGGAGGUUAAGUCACGCUGUAAUGUGAAGACAGUACCAGAAGAACAAAAACUUUUAUUUUAUUAUUUGAAGGCAAAGAAUGAAGGUACAAAAACAGUGUUUACAUCUAAAGAAUUGAUAAGAACAGCAGAACAUUAAGACAAAAAAAAUCAGAUUAAAUAAAUACAAGUAUGUGAAAAAGCAAACAAAAAACCCAAACAGGUAUUUGAAAUGGUGAUCCAAAAACCAAACUAGAUCAAACAGGAAGCUAAAAAAAAAAGCUUUCAGACGGAAACAUUUCACCUGCUGCAGUCAUCAACAGCAGGGCACCCUGGUCUAGUACAAUCAUGGAGAAGAGACUUCUGUUAUCAGAGAAGAAUUGGAGUUUUAUUUAAAGCUCAGACUCUGGUUGGUUUGUUUUAUAACACUUGCGCUUUUUUAGAUCUACAUUUUAUCUUCAGCAGUGAAACAUUCACCUAAUCAUAGAUACAAACAGAUCACGAUGAGUGAAAAACACAAAACCUCUCAAAGCAAACACAUUACAUGUUUAAAGGCAGUGGUGUAGUGUUUAGCACUCUGUCCUCACCAUGAGAAGGCUCUGGUUCAAAUCCCAGCGGGAUCCGCUCUGUGUGGAGUUCACAAGUCCCUUUGAGCAUGUGGGGGUUUUCUCUGCCUCCUCCCACAUCCAAAAACAUCUUUACUGGGUUUACUGGUGAUCCUGACUGAGGUGUGAAUGAGUGACUGUGUUUCUGUGUGAUGGAGGGGUUACUGUUCCUUUCAGCUGAAGGUGGGUGGAUCAUGUUGAUGGAAGAAACACUUCGGUUAUUUUUUUUGUCUAAAUAUCAGAAGAUUGUUUGUUCAAUGUUUAUAAAGAAGGUUUUGCCUAAAAAUGUUUUGUUUAAAACAUUUGAAAGAAAUGGAUGCAUCUCCAUUUUAUGAGCCAACAAGUUUUUAUUACAAAAUAACUGUAGAUUUUUAAGGCUCUCUGACAAUUGAUUGUGGUGUUUUUUGAUAGAAGUCCAUUAAAAAAGAGCAGCAGUAUGGACUUGUUUUAACUUUUGACAUGUGAUUGUACUGUAAAUACUGUCAUUUAUUUAUUUUUUGAAGGUUGGGGAUAAUCUUAUUUUCAAAUUCGAAAUAAAAAAUCUUUAUGCACACUUGUGAAUUUGAUAAUAAAAAAAUAUAAAUAUAAUGAGAUUACUAAUUCAAAAAAGUAUAUUUUUGUUAAAUAAAAAGUUUUCAUUUGUUCUUUAUUUGGAAAUUGUUAGAGAACCAAAAGUACGUCCUGAAGUUCUAUGAAGGAUGUGCAGCUGCACCUGUAAGAACUACUGCCUCAAAUAUGUUCCUUUAAAAAAGCAAAAGAGGGAAGUCUGCUGAAAAAUAAUGAUAAUUACAGUCAAAGCACAAUAAAGUCAAAUAUCUGAGAUUACAGGUUCUUUCUGAAUGACUUCCAUGAAAGACAUAAAACCUGUCGGGUAAGAUUUCUGGUGUUUCUGAGGAAGCACCAGUUCAUCUGUCAUUAGCUGAAACUACUGGAGGGAAUGAAACAAUCACAGCAUGAAAUAUGUCCGGUUGUUCUUUCCAUGUGGACUCCAUCCUUCUGGAAGGUUCAUGAAUGUGUUCAGGCUCUCAGUCUUCCAUCUACAGAAUGUAGUUCCAGGACAAAGUCCAUGAGUCCAAAGCAGUGCAGAAAGAAUUCACCUCAGUGAGUCUGCUUCAUUUAGGUUUUAGUUCUAUCACACGUUUGAACUUUUUAAGCUCUAAAAUAAAAAUAUUUUUUUAAUAUCAAACUGACUACCUGAUUUGUCACUUUAUUGUUUAUUUUUAGUUUUCUAUUUGAUUUUUGGUGUAAGAGAAAUCUCUGUUGUAUUGUUCAAUUCUGUGUUAGACUUAAUUAUUGAUUUAACGAAGGCUUUGGUUAACUCUUACUAAGAAAAUAAAAUGUUUGAAGAACUGUCUGUGGCAUUUUUGUAUUAAAGAAAAGACUGGAAACCUGC